Messenger RNA from Dendronephthya gigantea, 1361 nucleotides. Its product is annotated as neuronal calcium sensor 1-like. Bases 104 to 676 code for a protein of 190 amino acids. Gene Ontology annotation, molecular function: calcium ion binding; calcium sensitive guanylate cyclase activator activity. The transcript is spliced from 8 exons. Lineage: Eukaryota; Metazoa; Cnidaria; Anthozoa; Malacalcyonacea; Nephtheidae. The record is from RefSeq and is a predicted model, not a curated record.
GAGAGCUGUUUGAAAGCCUUGUAGUCGCUAUGUAAGACGCCUUGCUGUGGUCUAUGACUGUGUAUGAUGCUUCCUAAUAACUUUGCUAUUUUUUCCAAUCAAAAUGGGCAAAAAACCUAGUAAAUUAAAGCCUGAAGUUCUUCAGGAACUUGUGAACAAAACAUAUUUUAACGAAAAAGAACUGCAACGUUGGCAUAAAGGUUUCUUAAAAGACUGUCCGAAUGGCAAUUUGAACCAAGAGGAAUUUGCAGGAAUAUAUAAACAAUUCUUCCCUUAUGGCGAUCCCUCUGAAUUUGCCGCAUUUGUUUUCAACGUGUUCGAUGUGAACAAGGAUGGAAGCAUUGAAUUUGAAGAAUUUAUCAGUGCUUUAUCAGUGACCUCAAGAGGAAGUCUGGAUGAAAAAUUACAAUGGGCUUUUAAGCUUUAUGACUUGGACAAUGAUGGUUUUAUAACCAGAGGGGAAAUGCUUAACAUUGUGGAAUCGAUAUAUAAAAUGGUGUCUAACAUGGUGUCACUUCCGGAAGAAGAGAACACGCCAGAAAAACGUGUAAAUAAAAUAUUUAAUUUGAUGGACAAGAAUAAAGACGAUAGACUGUCCAUGGAGGAAUUCCGAGAGGGAUCAAAAUCAGAUCCUACAAUUGUUCAAGCACUUUCGCUUUAUGACGGAUUAGUUUGACAUUUUUUUGUAUUUUACAUUUUAAAUGUUAUGUCAGAACGGCGCCAUUUUGGUUGAUUUUACGAAAUUACUACUUUAGCAAAAUGAACCAGCGACAAAAUAAGUUAAAUAACAAGUCAAGUAAAUAUCAGCUGGGAUGUAGACUUGACUACAUAUAUAUAUGCAAUGACAUGUCAGGCAAUUUUUGCUGUGUUUCUAAAUUCUACUGAGAAUCUCAUUUUACAUUAAUUGUCAAUAUUCAGUCUGGAAUAUUCACUGCGCGCGCAUGUUUUUUGCAGUGCGCGUACAUUUCUAAUCGAUACUUGACCGUUCUUCAAUACAAGCCGCAAAGUUGUCUCGCAUUUGUAUUAUUUAAUACAAAAUACUAUCUAAAACCUUGAUGAUAUAUCUAUAAGCUUGGGCAAAUCCGAGGACUAUGAACACUGUUUAUAUCCGCGGUCUUCAUGCAUGACUAUAUAAAUUUCUUCAGUGCAAAACUGAACUGACCAACGUUUUCCAAUACUAUUCCCAUGAAUAGUCGGUGAAGAUUAAGCGAUGACAACGUUUUAAUGUACGAAUCAGAUGUAUAUACUAUAUAUAAUUGUAACACGUGAUAUUUCCAAGAUAUUGUUGCCAGUAGCGUAGCCAGCCUGACGAUUUGCUCCGCUAAUACUCUGGUGAUCAUUGACUGUGAAACAAUAAAUUU